AUGGCAGAUGCCAAAGUGAAACUUGGGGAUCUGAGGGGCGUGCGUGGCAAAGGCCACCAAAGAGAAGCAGCGUCCGAGCGGCAGCCGGAAGUGAGGGCCGGGAGAGCGCCGGCGCGCGCGCCUCUCUCCCUUCCUUCCCCGCCGCCCACUCUAUGGUUCCUCCUCCCCGUCGCGGCGGCUGACAAGAUGGCGGCGUCGGGCCUAGGCUUCGGCCCAGGGUCGUCGGGGGUCCUCGGGAGCCGGGUCCUGGCCUACACCCUCCACCGCUGGAGCAGCUUCUCCUCCACCUACCUGCCAGAGAACAUUUUAGUAGACAAGCCCAAUGAUCAAUCGUCACGGUGGUCUUCUGAAAGCAACUACCCUCCCCAGUACUUGAUCUUGAAACUUGAAAGGCCGGCUGUAGUUCAGAGUAUCACGUUUGGAAAAUACGAGAAGACUCACGUCUGUAAUUUAAAAAAAUUCAAAGUCUUUGGUGGAAUGAAUGAAGAAAACAUGACUGAUCUUUUAUCAAGUGGCUUAAAGAAUGACUAUAACAAAGAAACGUUUACUUUGAAGCAUAAAAUUGAUGAGCAGAUGUUCCCGUGUCGAUUUAUUAAGAUAGUUCCACUCCUGUCCUGGGGUCCCAGCUUCAAUUUUAGCAUCUGGUAUGUUGAACUCAACGGCAUUGAUGAUCCAGAUGUGGUUCAGCCCUGUCUCAAUUGGUAUAGCAAGUACCGUGAACAGGAAGCCAUUCGCCUCUGCCUAAAGCAUUUUCGCCAGCACAACUACACAGAGGCUUUUGAGUCUCUGCAGAAGAAAACCAAGAUUGCCCUGGAACACCCCAUGCUGACAGACCUUCACGAGAAGUUGGUCUUGAAAGGAGACUUCAACGCUUGUGAAGAGUUAAUAGAGAAAGCUGUGAAUGAUGGUUUGUUCAACCAGUACAUCAGUCAACAGGAAUACAAGCCACGGUGGGGUCAGAUAAUUCCCAAGAGCACCAAAGGUGAUGGUGAGGACAGCAGGCCUGGAAUGAGAGGAGGGCAUCAAAUGGUCAUUGAUGUUCAAACAGAAACAGUUUAUUUGUUUGGCGGCUGGGAUGGGACGCAAGACCUGGCGGACUUCUGGGCAUACAGCGUGAAGGAAAAUCAGUGGACGUGUAUAUCCAGAGAUACUGAAAAAGAGCAUGGUCCGAGCGCUCGGUCCUGUCACAAGAUGUGCAUUGACAUCCAGCGAAGGCAGAUCUACACCUUGGGUCGUUACCUGGAUUCCUCUGUGAGGAACAGCAAGUCUCUAAAGAGCGACUUCUAUCGCUAUGACAUCGACACAAAUACCUGGAUGUUGCUGAGCGAGGAUACGGCUGCUGAUGGAGGUCCCAAGCUCGUGUUCGACCAUCAGAUGUGUAUGGAUUCAGAGAAGCACAUGAUCUAUACCUUUGGGGGAAGGAUUUUGACAUGCAAUGGCAGUGUGGACGACAGCCGAGCCAGUGAGCCACAAUUCAGCGGCCUCUUUGCUUUCGACUGUCAGUGCCGGAUAUGGAAACUCUUGCGAGAGGACUCAUGUAAUGCUGGCCCUGAAGAUGUCCAGUCCAGAAUAGGACACUGCAUGCUAUUCCAUUCAAAAAAUCGCUGCCUGUAUGUGUUCGGUGGACAAAGGUCAAAAACCUACUUGAACGAUUUCUUCAGUUACGAUGUAGACAGCGAUCACGUGGAUAUCAUUUCGGAUGGCACCAAAAAAGAUUCAGGGAUGGUUCCGAUGACUGGCUUCACCCAAAGAGCUACCAUCGAUCCGGAACUGAAUGAGAUCCACGUGUUGUCUGGACUGAGUAAAGACAAGGAGAAGCGGGAAGAGAACGUCCGGAAUUCCUUCUGGAUUUACGACAUCGUCCGAAACAGCUGGUCAUGUGUCUACAAGAAUGAUCAAGCAGCCAAAGAGAACUCAAACAAAAGCCUUCAAGAAGAAGAGCCCUGUCCACGUUUUGCACACCAGCUUGUGUAUGAUGAAUUGCACAAGGUCCAUUAUCUGUUUGGAGGGAACCCAGGCAAAUCCUGUUCUCCAAAGAUGAGGCUGGAUGACUUCUGGUCGCUGAAACUCUGCCGGCCGUCCAAGGAAUACUUGCUUCGCCAUUGCAAGUACUUGAUAAGGAAGCACAGGUUUGAAGAGAAAGCCCAGACAGAUCCCCUAAGUGCCCUGAAAUAUUUGCAGAACGACUUGUUUGUCACUGUGGAUCACUCAGAUCCUGAGGAGACGAAGGAGUUCCAGCUACUGGCUUCGGCACUUUUCAAGUCUGGCUCAGAUCUGAGCACAUUGGGGUUUUCAAAUGUCGAUCAUGUCUACGCCCAACGAACUCAGCUCUUUGACACCUUGGUGAACUUCUUUCCGGACAACAUGACCCCUCCCAAAGGCAAUCUGGUGGAGCUCAUCACACUGUGACAAGCCAGUUGCUGGGCACGUGGAAGGAAGAGGAGGACACUCUGGCUUUUCAGUAUUUUUAAUUUUUGUGUGUCUACGCAGCGAGUGUUUGGAGAACUGCAGAAAUAGAAUAACCUGGUUUGGGGUGGGGCUUUAUGCAUAGGGCUAAUAAAAAGGAAUUGAUAUAUU
This is a messenger RNA of Candoia aspera, 2577 nucleotides long. It is a transcript of the gene MKLN1, whose product is annotated as muskelin 1. Lineage: Eukaryota; Metazoa; Chordata; Lepidosauria; Squamata; Candoiidae. The record is from RefSeq and is a predicted model, not a curated record. The coding region runs from base 1 to 2409 and encodes 802 amino acids. Gene Ontology annotation, molecular function: protein binding. Gene Ontology annotation, cellular component: cytoplasm. The transcript has 19 exons.